AUGGAGAACCAUAACAUUACUAUGUUGAGAGCUGUUGAUGCCUUUCAAGAGCAGUUUUCUGUCAAGGUUAGGGUGAUCAGGGUUUGGGAACACCCUGAAAGGAGGAAUCCCAGUCAAUUAUACUCAUUUGACAUGAUUAUAAUGGACGAAGAGGGGACAAAGAUGGAGGCAACAUGCUUGAAUAGAGUUUUACCACAAUUUCUCCCGUCAUUAGUUGAAAAGAAAUGUUUGAUUAUCAGGAAUCCAACUAUAGGUUUUAAUAACUCUACGUACAGGUAUGUUGACAAUCAAAAUAGGCUAUGUUUCCAGGGGACAACCGAAGUUAUUCCAUGUGAAGAUAUUGGUGGAUCACCGUAUGGUUUUGAUUUCUUGAGUUUUGCGGACAUCUUGAACAGUAAUGCUAUUUCAAACUCUACAGUUGAUGUUAUUGGUUAUUUGAUUCGAUCAUUUCCUAAAGAGACUGUUAAUAACAAAUCAACUGGAAAGCAGGCUGUUAAGUUUGGCAAGGUCAAGUGGUGGAAUGGGGUUGCGUAUGUUAACAAUUCAUACACGGUUAGUCGUCUUUUUUGCAAUCAUGAUUGUCCUGAAGUCGAUGAGUUCAGAAACCGUUUGUUUGAAAAUUCCAUUGAAGUCUGUGAAUCCACGAGCCUUGGUUCCAUGGCAAAAUCUGUUGAAGAGGAAAUCUUGCAAAGCAAAGAUUUUUUAAAUAUUUGUGAUGUCUUUUCGCUUAAGACGGUUUGCAAGGUCAUUGUUCUGGGUAAUAUACUGGGUGUUUACAAAGAUGAAGGAUGGUUCUAUGAGGGUUGUAAUAGAUGUAACAAGAAGAUCAAAAAAGUUGUUAAUCUGAGUGAGGACACCCAGGAAUCAGGUUCAGCUGUUACAAAGGAGGUUCUUACCUGUGUAUCUGAUCGUUGUGCUUUUAAAACUAUAACUUCUUCUCUCAAGUUUAAGAUUCAACUUAGAGUUCAAGACCCAUCAGCUUCUGUUACACUUACUUUGUUUGAUCGUGAAGCACGGAAGUUGUUAGGAAAGUCUGUUGAUGAUAUUCUUACUGCUAACCCUGAAUUUCGUUCUGAUUCCAUGAAGAUUCCUGCUGAAGUAGACGCAUUGGUUGGCCAGACUGCUGCUUUUAAAAUAGAUGUUACUGGCUACGUCUUGAAGUAUAACAUCCAUAAGUAUGGUAUACUGAAGCUGACUGUGGAUCCUAACGUUAUAUCUGUACUUCAAGAGAAGCAAUCCUCUUCACAGAUAAGUUCUUCUCAGAAUAUGUCUCUCAAUAUUGAUGCUUCAGAAUUUGAAUCUCAGACAUCUGAUGGUUUCAAGAACUCUGCUGCCAAAAGAAUCGAAAACAAUACUCCUGUGUCUAACAUGGCGAGCACCGUUUCACCUGUUUCAUUGGAUGUUACUGAUACUCCUGAUUCCAUGUUAGCUAAGGAUGAAGUGAAGCGAAACUUGGUUCAAGUCUAUGAUGUUGAAGAAGAUUCUCACACAUCUGCAACGAAGCUCCAAAAGUCUGGAGAGGUUCAGGAUUUCAAUAGUGCAGAGAAGAGGAACCUCUUAAUUCCUAAAGUUGAGAAAUAG
Messenger RNA from Helianthus annuus (common sunflower), 1581 nucleotides. RefSeq lists its product as uncharacterized. Gene Ontology annotation, biological process: DNA replication; DNA repair; DNA recombination. Gene Ontology annotation, molecular function: DNA binding. Gene Ontology annotation, cellular component: nucleus. The record is from RefSeq and is a predicted model, not a curated record. The coding region runs from base 1 to 1581 and encodes 526 amino acids. The transcript has 11 exons. Lineage: Eukaryota; Viridiplantae; Streptophyta; Magnoliopsida; Asterales; Asteraceae.